Panonychus citri (citrus red mite) is the source of this 4217-nucleotide messenger RNA. Its product is annotated as relaxin receptor 1-like. The record is from RefSeq and is a predicted model, not a curated record. The transcript has 14 exons. The coding region runs from base 1235 to 3802 and encodes 855 amino acids. Gene Ontology annotation, molecular function: G protein-coupled receptor activity; protein binding. Lineage: Eukaryota; Metazoa; Arthropoda; Arachnida; Trombidiformes; Tetranychidae. Gene Ontology annotation, biological process: G protein-coupled receptor signaling pathway. Gene Ontology annotation, cellular component: membrane.
UAUCAUGUUCUCAUGUUUUCACUUUUCAAACUUUUCUAAGUUACUUAAUCAGUUUGAAUGAACUUUAUCACCAACUAAUUAACCAACGAAAAACAAUUAGUAAUCAUCCCUUGAGUUUAUCCAUAAUCAAUGUAAUCAAAUCUUGCUUUCCCUCCUCCUUGUAAUCAAUUGAAACCCAAUGAUGAUUAUCAUCAAAACUAUGAUAAUUGUUGAUUGAUAAAAGGUUAACUUUACCAACUAUUAAUAUAACAACAACAACGUAACCAAAUCAAGAUCAAGUUAAUUAAUUAAUCAAAGUUUAAUUUAUCUUUCAUUCAUUAUAAUUAAAAUGUUACAAAGUGCUCAUUUGAUUGUUUGCUCAUCUACUCAUUAAUUACACUCAACUGUUGGUUAAACAGACUCACAAUUUGUGCUCAGUUAAUUGUCAACAAUUAAAGUGAAAAAAAAGUUCUGAAUCCUUACUCAUCACCUCUCAUCAUCAUCAUCAUCAUCAUCAUCAUGAAUAUUGAAAUAAAACCAACAACAACCAACCGAAACCUGAUAACUUUGAUUACUUUUGUUAAAAUCAUUAAUUAUUACUAUUUAAUCAAUCAUAAUUUAACAUUUGUUAACAUCAACAAUCAAGAUAACAACAAAAGUUACAAAAAUUUUAAUAUCAAUCAAAUUGAUCAUCUCAUGAUUUGAAUACAAAACUAAUUAUAUUACAUGAUGAUCAUGAUGAUAAUGUUGUUGUACCACAAUGACACUUGAUUACCAUUGAUAAUCAACAUUUACCAUUCAAAUUAAUAUAUUAACCCAUUGGAAUAGGAAACCAUCAAUUGAAUAACAGUUAAAUUAAUCACCAACAAUCAACCUGCAAAGCAAAACAAGAAAAUCAAACCAAAUCAAAUUAAAUUUCACCAAUCGUCAUCCGUCAUGAUCUAAUUUGCUUAUUUCUGAUUCUAUGUUAACAUUUCCACACCACUUAAUCAAUAUCACCCACCGAGAUCCUAAUCUUCAUCAUCUUAAUCACAAUUAUUACAUGAAAGUGCCAAUUGAAUUUCAAUGUUAUUCAGAUAAGUUUCAUUUCCUAGUCUGUUAUCAUUUCUCAUCAUAAUUACUACACUUUCCUACUUAUCACCUUUUCCUGUGUUUGUGUUGAUUGUUGUGAUUAAGUGUUUCAAUUUUUUUUGUUCAGUUUCAUGUAUAAUUAAUGAUUCGUAUUGAAUAAUUAAAGGGUUUACAUGGUGUUCACAUGAUGACUUUGAAUCAAAUUUGCACAAUAUUGUCACUUGUUGCAAUAUUUGCAACGGUUUUCCUAUUACCUUUACUAUUAUUGUUUGGUGAAGAUGUUGCUAAAAUUGAAAGGCAAUACAGUGAAUAUAAUUUUGAUCCUUUCUCAGAUUCAUCUGAUUCACCAGAAUCAACAGUUAAUCACAAUAAUUCACAUGAAACAUUAUCAUCACCAUCAUCGUCAUCUAAAAAAUCAAAUGAAUCAACAACAUUAGCUUGUGCAAAUAUCUAUGAUUUCCCAUGUUAUCAAUCAUUUGAUGAGGAUAAUCAAGUAAUCUGUCUGAAUCGUGAUUAUCAAUGUAAUAAAAUUGCUGAUUGUCCUAAUGGUGAGGACGAAGAGGAAUGUCAUGAUCUCUAUGGAGCUCUUGAUCAACAUUUUGCUAAUCAAGCGGACAAGAUGAAAUAUCUCAAUGUAACAAUUAAAUCUCAGCCACAAUUUAUUCAUAACAAUUGUACUUUAAGUGACAUCUAUCAAAGUGUCUGUCCAUGUAUCCUCAAUGAUAGUACUCGAAUCUUGUGUCCGAACCAUAAUUUCAACCAGAUACCUGAUAAUCUAUCGUUAACUAUAACAGUUCUAAAUCUGGACAAUGGUUCUAUUGAGGCAAUUGAUUCUGAUAUACUUUCCAAAUAUCAAAACUUGACAACACUUUCAUUGAAAAAUAAUCAACUAACAACAAUUGAAUCAACAACAUUUGAGAACUUAAUUCAUUUGAAAAGACUAUACCUCAUUGGAAAUCAGAUUAAUCAUAUCGAUGAAAAUGCUUUCCACAAAUUAACUAAUCUUAAAUUCUUGGAACUUCAUACAAAUCGGCUGGAGACAAUAGAUGCUGCUCUUUUAUUCAAAGGAUUGUCAAAACUCGAGACCCUAUACUUGGAAUUCAAUCAAUUGCGAUCCAUAGGAAUCUUUCCUCAUCUCAAUUCAUUAAGAUGGAUUGAUUUGAGUAACAAUCAAUUAACUGAAAUUCAAUCAAUUUUUCAAAAUCUCGAUCAUCUUGAAAUACUAAAUUUAAGUUCUAAUAAACUGAAGAGAUUACCAGCUGAUGCAUUCCACUUUAAUAAGAGGUUAAUUCACUUGGAGGUUCCUCUUAAUCAAAUCGAUUCCAUUGAUGUGACAACUUUUCACAAUCUUCGAGAUUUGAGAAAAUUGAAUUUAAGUUACAAUCCAUUGACAACUUUACCUCGACAUGUUUUCAAAGAGUCACGAGAGUUACAAUCAAUUGACUUGACAGGAAUCGAGAUACGAAAUAUUCACCCAGAUCACUUUAAUCGAACCUUUAACCUUCGUCAUGUAUACUUUUCCAAGUUCAGAUAUUGUAUGUACGCUCCUCGAGUCCGUGUUUGCCGACCUUUCAGUGACGGAGUCUCUUCGGUGAAACAUUUACUUCUCUAUCCGAUUCUGAGAAUGUUUGUCUGGAUCGUGGCCGGAAUUACCUGUGCAGGUAACACACUGGUUCUCGUCUGGAGAUCGUUAGCCAAGAAAGAGCAUCAAUCACUUUCACUUUUGGUUAAAAAUUUGGCGAUUGCUGAUCUGAUGAUGGGACUUUAUCUGGUUGUUAUCGGUUCGUACGAUCAAGCAUUUCGAGAAAAGUACAAUAAUUAUGCUCUACAAUGGAUGCACUCAUGGAAAUGCAAUUUCUGCGGUUUCCUGGCCACUCUUUCAUCUGAACUUUCAAUUUUCAUCGUUCUCAUGAUAACAAUUGAAAGAUAUCGAAGUAUAACAAUGACCUGUCGUCUUGUUACCCUUCGUUGGACAGCGACCAUAUUACUUAUUAUCUGGAUAAUUUCAUUGGCGAUCUCAGUUUUCCCCAUAUUAUAUUGGUCUGAUCCGGAAGAUCCGCUUUACUAUGCUUCGAAUGGCGUUUGUUUCCCGCUCCAUCUUGAAGAUCCCUUCAUGUUUGGCUGGCAAUUUUCAACGUUCAUCUUUCUUGGCAUCAAUUUACCAGUAAUCGUGAUCAUCAUCGGUUUAUACACUCGAUUAUUUCUCAUAAUCAAACGUGAUCGACGAUUAACUCGACCUGCAUUAUUGGGUAAAGAUGAACAUGAAGAUGUGAUUCUUGCCUUUCGUUUCUUUUGCAUAGUGGUAACUGAUUGUCUCUGUUGGGUUCCAAUUGUUUCAAUCAAAAUCGUAUCAUUUACUUACAUCUAUAUAUCUCCAAAGGUAUACGCUUGGUUGGUGGUAUUCAUAUUGCCCAUUAACAGUGCCUUGAAUCCAAUGAUAUAUACGAUUGCGGCUCCAACUGGUUUCCGUCGAAAGGCCAAUAAAUAUAUUCGGCAAGCUCGAAGAUAUUUAGGUCCAAUGAUCGGCUAUAAGAAUUCAAACUCAGAUCGAGGUUGUCGCGAUCAUUACUCUUCCUCGGUUCCAUCUAACGGAACAAACAGUUCCCUUGAUCAUACUCGAUCAUCUAAUUGUUCGGUUCUCUCAAUGGCUGCAGUUAAUUCACUUACCACUAAAACCAAUGGAAUAAUCAACACCAAUGGAUUGACAAACGAGAAAGAAUUGAAUAAAAUGAACAAUAAAUCAACUAAAUAGAGAAACAAAAACAAAGAAAAGUUCAAUAUUAUCAAUCAACAGAAAACAGAAUCAAUCAUUUUAACCUUCCGGCAAAAACUUCAAUGUUGUUCAAUUGUUUUUCCUCUUUGUUUUUACCUGUUGUUUUGGUAUCACCUUGUAUCUUAUAUUUAUAUAUAAAUAUACAUGUAAUUCUGUGAUUAUUAUACAUCAUGUCCCAAUCCCACCUCUUCAGCCUCCCACCAUCCACUCUGAUCAAUCAGCGACUUAAGAUUUUGUAAAAAGUGUAACUUUGUACCUCGACUUUGACGUUUUCGUAACUUGAACCUUUCGUUUUGUUUUUUUUUAAAAUAACGAAAAACUUUAAUUCUGAUUUCAUGCUGAUUCUGAGAUGUUAAAUAUUGAUUAUAAUUAAAAAAUAAUAUAUAUAAAAAAA